This is a messenger RNA of Aspergillus sclerotioniger CBS 115572, 985 nucleotides long. RefSeq lists its product as uncharacterized. The transcript is spliced from 2 exons. The record is from RefSeq and is a predicted model, not a curated record. Bases 243 to 881 code for a protein of 212 amino acids. NCBI's taxonomy places the organism in Eukaryota, Fungi, Ascomycota, Eurotiomycetes, Eurotiales, Aspergillaceae.
AGGCAGAAAGACGUGUUGGGGGCUGAGUAUGUUGCAUGCUUAUCGCAUUCCAGCCCUUAUAGUUGGCUAUUCCAGUCCCAGCCUGCUAUAUUUGCGUAUAUAGCUAACUCUUCCUAUAACUAGAAAUCUCUCCUGACUGUCUCGGUCUGGGGGAAACCAACUCAAAAACAUUACCUUAUCCCAAUUGGUAUCCCCAUAACACACUCUACCCACCACUGCUGCGUGCAGCUUUCCCGUCCACCAUGUCAGACAUCAUGUUCUUUUUCACGGCCAACAUGCCAGGAAGCGUCUUCAGCCAGUUGUUCGAUGAGAGCCAAACGGCCGAGAAUGCCGUUCCCUUCCUGACCCUUAUCCGUACCCCUGAUCAGCAAGAGGUGGAUGAAUGGGGCACCGAACCGCCAAUCGACGACUUUGAGACAGGAUUCCUGGGCAAAACUGAUGACGAGCUCCGUUGCUUCUUCCGACAGUUCCUUGCGGAAAGACCACCAUCUUCACAGGGCAACAUCGGCGGACACUGGAUGGCCGUCCUGGAUGAACUGUCUGCUGCCCAAUCAACCAUAGUGCUACACUAUGGGAUGAAAAAACCCGACUGGGAUGAGAUUUAUCAAUACGAGCCCGAGAAAACCAUCCCUGGGACAGGGAAGGUGUGUGAGGACGGGUAUAUCUGGUGGAAGUGGAGGGUUCCAUUCAAGCAUUCCUACCACUUCUACAUGACCAUCGAGCACUGCGAUAUUGAGGUCAUGGAGAUGUUCUGCCGUCCCGAGUAUGUGGAUUCUGAUGGGGUGGUUGAUUGUGAUACUUGUUACAAGAUUCUCUACAGAGAAAUCCGUGACCCUUUGGGGCUGGUGGGGGGAGAAUGGGAGGUGCCAUCCGAUGCAUAAUCCGGGAAUGUUUUUUGGAAGGAGAAAGGGGCCGAGGGGAAAUGUGGCAGGUAGCUUUAAGUGGGCGCAUAAUGAUCAUCUAUGAUAUCACUUCUUCAGCUAGG